This is a messenger RNA of Mauremys reevesii (Reeves's turtle), 3195 nucleotides long. It is a transcript of the gene FGD1, whose product is annotated as FYVE, RhoGEF and PH domain containing 1. NCBI's taxonomy places the organism in Eukaryota, Metazoa, Chordata, Testudines, Geoemydidae. Gene Ontology annotation, cellular component: cytoplasm. The record is from RefSeq and is a predicted model, not a curated record. The transcript is spliced from 19 exons. Gene Ontology annotation, biological process: filopodium assembly; cytoskeleton organization. The coding region runs from base 2 to 2650 and encodes 882 amino acids. Gene Ontology annotation, molecular function: metal ion binding; guanyl-nucleotide exchange factor activity.
CAUGCAGAGGACCAGUUUGAUCGGGAUCCCCAGCCUGGAGCGAGCCGGAUCCUUCUCGCAGCAGUUCAAGGCCACGCGGUUCUCCUAUCACCUGGAGAGCGGGGCCGGUGGGCCCCGAGCCGGCCCCCUGGGCCAGGGCUCCCGGCUGCUGGUCAAGAGUCUGUCCCUGGAGCCGCAAAGCGAACCCUGGCGUCCGGAGACUGCCCAGCGCCUCAGCUCAGCCCCUGGGCCCCACAGUGACGGCGGGGAGCCCCGAACUGCCCUGCCCAGGCGGGCCCCGGGCCCCAAACCACAGGUCCCGCCCAAGCCAGGUCACCUCCAGAGCGCCCAUCCCCCGUGGCCCCCGCCCCCCAUCCCCCCACCCCCCUCGCGCCCCCUCCCGGCCAACCCCCGCCUGGGCCCCCGGAGCCCCCUGACGCUGCACCCCGAGGCCCAGGAUGGAGCUGGCUCCACGGCCGUCUUGUCCCUCAUCGAGAAGUUUGAGAGGGACCCUGUAAUCCCGACCCCGGAGCAGCCACCCCCAACUGCCAGCCCGGACCCCCCGAUCCCUGGGGAGGCCGGCGCAGCCGAUGUAACCCCCAAGCUGCUGGCGCUUUGGGAUCUGCCGGGGGGGCAGGAGUCAGGGCCAGCCGGGUGGGGGGACCAGACCCCCUGCCUGCCCCCCCCGGCCCCCAGCGGGAAACUGGCCAACCGGGACAGCGGCUUUGACAGCAUCAGCUCCCCCUCCACCAGCGAGGAGCUGGGCUUCGGGGGGGACGAGGGGCAGGGCGACGGGGGGGGCGUCCCGGCCCCCCCCCCCGGCCCCGACUCCGAGGUGGACAGUGACCUGGACGAGGGGAGCGGGGACGACGGGGAGCCAGGGCCGGGCAUGGGCCCCCCCCGGGCUGAGAGAGACAACGGGCCGGAGCUCACAGCCCCGCAAAAAGCCUUCCACAUCGCCAGCGAGCUGCUGCAGACAGAGAAGGCUUAUGUCGCCCGGCUGCACCUGCUGGAUCAGGUGUUCUGUGCCCGUCUCCUGGAGGAAGCCCGCAGCAGAAGCUCUUUCCCCGGCGACGUGGUGAUGGGGAUUUUCUCCAACAUCUGUUCCAUCUACUGUUUCCAUCAGCAGUUCCUGCUGCCCGAGCUGGAGAAGCGCAUGCAGGAAUGGGACAGGCACCCCUGCAUCGGGGACAUACUGCAGAAGCUGGCGCCGUUUCUCAAGAUGUACGGGGAGUAUGUCAAGAACUUCGACCGGGCCAUGGAGCUCGUCAACACCUGGAUGGAGCGAUCCGCCCACUUCAAGCUGAUUGUCCACCAGAUCCAGAUGGAGGAGGCCUGCGGGAAUCUCACCCUGCAGCACCACAUGCUGGAGCCCGUCCAGAGGAUCCCCCGUUAUGAGCUUCUGCUGAAGGAUUAUCUGCAGCGCCUGCCCCCCGGCGCCCCGGACAGCAGGGAUGCAGAGAAGUCCCUGCAGCUGAUUGCGACGGCAGCAGAGCAUUCGAACGCCGCCAUCCGCAAAAUGGAACGGAUGCACUCCUUGCUGAAGGUGUACGAGCUGCUGGGCGGGGAGGAGGACAUCGUUAGCCCCACUAACGAGCUCAUUAAGGAAGGCCACAUCCUCAAGCUGUCCGCCAAGAAUGGGACCACACAGGACCGGUACCUGAUCCUGUUCAACGACCGGCUGUUGUGCUGCGUCCCGAAACUGCGUCUCCUCGGCCAGAAAUUCGGGGUCCGGGCCCGGAUCGACGUGGAGGGGAUGGAGGUGAAGGAGUCGAGCGGCGUCAACCUGCCCCGGACCUUCCUGGUGUCGGGGAAACAGCGCUCGCUGGAGCUGCAGGCGAGGACGGAGGAGGAGAAACGCGACUGGAUCCAGGCAAUUCGGGCCACGAUCCUGAAGCUGGAGCAGAUGCCGGUGGGAGCUGCCCCCCGGGAAGAGGAAGAGCCUUGGGCUGGAUCGCCGGUGAGCGCACACGCGUGUGGCCGGGAGCUGGGGCGCCGGGCGCCGACGCCGAUCCGGGAGAAGGAGGUGACGCUCUGCAUGCGGUGCCAGGAGCCCUUCGCCGCCCUCACCAGACGCCGCCACCACUGCCGGGCCUGCGGCCGCGUGGUCUGCGGGAAAUGCUCCGAGUUCCGGGCCCGGCUUCUCUACGACAACAACCGGCCCAACCGGGUCUGCGGGGGCUGCUUCGCCGCGCUGCACGGCCCCCCCGGGACCCCCGGUGAGUCCCCACCAUGCCCCCAGAACCCCUGGCCCCCACCGCGCCGCCGCUCCAUCCUCGAGAAGCAGGCGUCGGAGGCGGCUGAGCGCAGCGUCGUCUGCAGCUUCCUGCACUACAUGGAGCCGGGCGCCAAGGCCUGGCACAAAGGCUGGUUCGUCGUCCCGCAGAGCGAACCCCUGGUGCUCUACGUCUACGGGGCCCCCCAGGACGUGAAGGCCCAGCGCAGCCUCCCGCUGAUCGGCUUCGAGGUGACGGGCCCGGAGCCGGGUGCGCGGCUCGACCGGCGUCACUCGUUCGCCAUCCGCCAGAGCCAGCUGCGCUGGCAGUUCGGCGCCGAGUCGGAGGGGCUGCAGCGGCGCUGGAUGGAGGCCCUGAGCCGGGCCGGGCGGGGGGAGUUGCCCCCUGUGCCUGGGCCCAUCCCCGAGGCCGAGGAGGGGGCCGAGGGCACCUGAUGGCACCCGGGGGCUGGACUGGACACCCCCAACGAACGAUACUUGAACUGUCCUCAGGCACUUUGAGACGCCCCCUCGCGGGGCAUCGCCUCAGCGCUGGGCUCCUGGCAAGCCCCCCCGCCCCCCCGGGGGCACCGGCUCCCAUCCCGCCCCGGGGCGGGGAUUGGCUGACUCGCUGGGGGCAGGGGGCAGGGAAUGGGGCUUGUCCCCCCCCCUCCACCCUUCAUGCACCAGGCAGAACCCCCACAAGUUCAGGCCCAGCCGUUACGUGGUGUAACCCCCCCUUUGUUCAGCUGCGACCUGCCCCCCCUGGCGGGAUCUACGUGCCGGCUCACCCCCGUCUCAUGCGGCACACACCAGGGCUGGGGACACGCUUAGCACACGACUAUUUUAUUGUUGCUGACAUGCAGUGGCUGGCCACUAGGGGCGGCCUCGCGUCCACGGGGGCGCCCCGACUCCCCCCCCCAUUUUCCAGUGUCCUUGGGAGCCGGGCGUUGUUGUUAAAGCUCCGUCAGCGGAUUUCUUAAUACAGGUUUUGUUUUGUU